This is a messenger RNA of Mustela erminea (ermine), 1938 nucleotides long. It is a transcript of the gene DRC3, whose product is annotated as dynein regulatory complex subunit 3. NCBI's taxonomy places the organism in Eukaryota, Metazoa, Chordata, Mammalia, Carnivora, Mustelidae. Bases 398 to 1747 code for a protein of 449 amino acids. Gene Ontology annotation, molecular function: protein binding. The transcript has 14 exons. The record is from RefSeq and is a predicted model, not a curated record.
UGGUUGUAGGACUAUUUCCCCACCCAAGAGCUGCUAUCACGUGACUGUCAACUUUCACCCAGGAUGUCUACCACGCGACUUCCCCUUAGCAACCGACUGGCCACGCUUGGUUCCCUUAGUAACUGGGCGAAGCGUCCUCUGCGUAGAAGCAGUCGGGUGGCUGGCUCCUGAGACGACAUCCUCCGCAUAGACAGCCUCUGGCAGUUUGAGAACUUGAGGAAGCUACAGCUGGACAACAACAUCAUUGAGAAGAUCGAGGGCCUGGAGCAUCUCGUACACCUGGUCUGGCUGGCCGCAGACGCUGGGAGGCUACAGGCAGCAGAGGUGGCCCACAGCCGGGUCUUUUGCCCCAGGAGAUGAAGGGGAGAAGAUGCUGGGUCAGUGCAGACCCUAAGCCAUGCCCCCUCUGGAAGGCCUGCCAGCUUCCGGGUGUCUCAACGGCAGGCUUUUAGACCUGUCCUUCAACAACAUCGAGGCCAUUGAGGGGCUGGACACGCUGGUAAACCUGGAGGACCUGAGCCUGUUCAACAACCGGAUCGCCAAGAUUGACUCCAUGGACGCCCUGGUCAAGCUGCAGGUGCUGUCACUGGGCAACAACCAGAUCGGUAACAUGAUGAAUAUCAUCUACCUGCGGCGGUUCAAGGACCUGCGCUCGCUCAGCCUCUCUGGGAACCCCAUCGCAGAGUCAGAGGAUUACAAGAUGUUCAUCUGUGCCUACCUUCCUGACCUCGUGUACCUGGACUUCCGGCGCAUCGAUGACCAUAUGAAAGAGCUGGCAGAGAGCAAGCACCAGUAUAGCAUCGACGAGCUGAAGCACCGAGAGAACCUGAUUCAGGCCCGGCUGGAUGAUGAGCUGGCCCGGCAGGUGGAGCUGGAGAAGCACAAGGCCGCGUUCGUCGAGCACCUGAAUGGCUCCUUCCUGUUUGACAGCAUGUACACCGAGGACGUAGAAGGCAACAAGCUGGCCUACCUGCCUGGCGUUGGCGAGCUCCUGCAGGGCUAUAAGGACAAAUUCGUCAUCAUCUGCCUGAACAUUUUUGAAUAUGGCCUGAAACAGCAGGAGAAGCGGAAAUUGGAGCUUGACACCUUCAAUGAGUGUGUCAAGGAGGCCAUCCAGGAAAACCAGGAGCAGGGCAAACACAGGAUUGCCGAGUUCGAGGAGAAGCACUUGCUGAGUCUAAAUGCCAUUCGAGAGGAGUCCGACCUGACCAAUAUCGAGGUGAGGAUAGUGGAAUAUGGCGAGGACAUCACAGAGCUGUUCAACGUGCUCAUGACGCUGGAGAUGCAGUUGGUAGAGCAGCUGGAGGAGACCAUAAACAUGUUUGAAAGGAACAUCAUGGACUUGGUGGCACUCUUUAUUGAAAAUGUCCAGAGCCUGAUGGCCCAGUGCCGGGACCUGGAGAACCACCACCACGAGAAGCUCCUGGAGAUCUCCAUCAAUACUCUGGAGAAGAUCCUAAAGGGCGAGCUGGACGAAGACCUGCCAGAUAACUUGCGCGCACUUUUUGUCGACAAAGACACCAUUGUUAACGCUGUUGGGGCAUCACAUGACAUCCACCUCCUGAAGAUCGACAAUCGAGAAGACGAGCUGGUGACCAGGACCAACUCUUGGUGUACACACUUAGUGGACACGAUCCACAAGGAUGAGAUCAUGAGGAACCGCAGGCGGGUGAAGGAGAUCAAUCAGUACAUCGACCACAUACAGAACGAGCUGGACAACCUGGAAUGUGGUGAUGUCAUAGAUUAGGCCAGACCCACACUGUCCCUCGGAACCCAGCCACAGGCCCUUGCGGUGCCCACACGCCAUGCACAUCCCUGACCAUCUCGCAGGCGUUACUGGGAGUCUCUCAACCCACAGCCCCUCCCCCAGCACCAUUUUUCCCCGCUUCCUGGGAAAACUUGCAAAUGUAGAGAAAAAUAAAGGACCACGUCAUCUUU